Messenger RNA from Linnemannia hyalina, 1023 nucleotides. The record is from the annotation of a GenBank genome assembly. Lineage: Eukaryota; Fungi; Mortierellomycota; Mortierellomycetes; Mortierellales; Mortierellaceae.
AUGACCCAGAUCACCAACAGCCGCGUCUACAUAGCCAAGGUCCCCGUUGGCGUUGCUCCCAACAAGAGUCAUUUCCGCACCGUCACCACCACCGAGGACAAGCCUGAACUCGAGGAGGGCUCCGUCUUUGUCAAGAACAUCCUCUUUUCCUUGGAUCCUUACAUCCGCCACAAUUUCGCUGAGGGUGCAAAGGAGACUGAGGUCAUUGGCUUUGGCUUCUCCAAGGUCCUUGAGUCUAAGAACCCCAACUUCCACGUCGGCUCCAGCUACUACUUUGGCACUCUUCCCUGGUCGUCUUACAGCGUUCUAGGACCUCAGGAGCUUUUCUUGAACUUCAGCAUUGAUAGCAUUGACAAGGAUAUUCCCCUUUCUGCCUACAGCGGUGUCCUCGGUACCUCUGGUCUUACAGCCUGGGAUUCUUUGAACCGUGUUGCCGACUUGAAGAAGGGCGAGACAAUUUACGUUUCUAGCGCUGCUGGAACCUUGGGUCAAUUGGUUGGACAAAUUGCCAAGCGCAAGGGUCUCCGCGUCAUUGGAUCCGCCGGCACUGACGAGAAGGUCACCUAUCUCAAGAACCAGCUCGGCUUCGAUGCCGCCUUCAAUUAUAAAACCCAAAACAAGCGCGAGGCAUUGACCGCUGCAGUGGGACCUCAGGGUCUUGAUGUCUACUACGACUUGGUCCUUGACAACACCGUCGAGAUUGCCUUGGACCUGUUCAAUUCCCAUGGUCGUAUUGUCACAGUCGGACGGCUGGCGGAUCACAAUGGCCAAGAACUUGCCCAUCCCAAGAACAUUGCUCUCGUGUUGGCGAAGCAGAUCCGCUGGGAGGGUUACGUAGUCUUUGAGCACUUUGAUCAGUUUGAGAACUUUUGGAAGGAAGUGACUCCCUUGGUCAAGAGCGGCGAGUUUAAGUAUACCGAGGCGGUUGUGGAUGGAGGUGCUGGGGAUAUUGCUGACAUCUACUUCCGUUUCUUGGAGGGAGGAUACCAGGGCAAGGUCAGCGUCAAACUCGGCGACUUCUAA